AGAGCAGAGAGUGACAGACGCGCUCACAAGGAUAGCACAGGGAUCAAUCGAGUUCGAAUGACCUGAAGCAUCGAUCGGGUAUUCGAGCGAGCUGGGUCUAGGUGGGCAUCUCUCAAGUUAACUUCAUCGAUCAUGGGUCGUCCUGACACGGACGCGCCGCCGUCGAGCGUCGCGGCGUGGCGGGCCGUCCACGGCCACGCCCACGGAGGCGGCAGAGUUGACGCGGCACCGGCGCCGGCGGCGGACGACUCAGCGUUCGACACCAACGUGGUGAUCAUCCUCGCGGCGCUCUUCUUCGCGCUGAUAUGUGUCAUCGGCCUCAACUCGCUGGCGCGGUGCGCGCUCCGGUGCGGUGGCCGCGGGGGAGCCGCGGCCGCUGAAGGCGACGGUGUGGCGUCAGCGAGGGCGUCCCGCCGCGGCGGCGGAGGCGGCAUCAAGAGGCGCGUGCUGAGGAGCCUCCCCGUCGAGGUGUACGGCGGCGGAGGGGAGGGCAUCGACGACGUGUGCGCCAUCUGCCUCGGCGAGUUCGUGGACGGCGAGAAGGUGCGCGUGCUGCCGCGGUGCGGCCACGGGUUCCACGUCCGGUGCGUCGACGCCUGGCUCGUCUCCCACGGCUCGUGCCCGACGUGCCGGCGGCUGGUGAUCGAGGGCGCGCCCGCGAAGGGCGACGGUUGCGGCCAAAGUCGGCGUCCCGCGGAGACCGACACCAUCGCCGUGGUUAUCGUGUGAGUUGGUCGAGAGCAUCGAAGCGCCCAUACCAUUGCCGGUAUAGCACGACAAGGCACCAGCUCAGUUCUGCAUGCGAAAGCUCUUGUAGAAUUUUUCCGGCGAUGGUUGCCAUGCUUGUCAUGUGCCACGUGCUGCCUAUGCCAUUUGCCGCGUCAAAUGUAUGAUAGAAUGCUCGAUCAAUUAUAUUCCAUCAUUU
Lolium perenne is the source of this 925-nucleotide messenger RNA. Its product is annotated as RING-H2 finger protein ATL78-like. Gene Ontology annotation, biological process: protein ubiquitination. Gene Ontology annotation, molecular function: transferase activity. Lineage: Eukaryota; Viridiplantae; Streptophyta; Magnoliopsida; Poales; Poaceae. The record is from RefSeq and is a predicted model, not a curated record.